UGCAACAUCUCCACUGUCCAAAAAAUGAGAUCAUUGGGUCAUGCGCUUGCGUGUGCCUCAAAACACCUUGGUAUUUUGAUCACCGUCCUGAUUCUUUUCUUUUUUUCUUUUUUCAAUGCACAUAAAAGGUUGCUGUCAGGCGGGGAGAUCUACAAAAAGGAGAUGACUCACCGCUGAUACAACAAAGUGAAGCACAUAAAAGGAGCUCAUAGCUCUCCGAUGCAUCGCAAGCCUUUUGUCUCAAGUCACUUAGAAAUUACAAGCCAACACAAUGCAUGUCCCGGAUGCAAUCAAGCGUAAAAUGCAGCCUCAUACGCAGAGUGCACACCGUACGUUGCAAACCCGGGUCACUUUUCUAUUCUCUACGUGUAUGAAAAAUGCGAUUUCGUUAACGAAGCGGCAGGAGUGCAGCACGCAGUGCUCACGCGUUUAGAUUAAAUUUGCGUUCUUUUAAAUAGGUCUUUAUUUCCUAUCAAAUAGAGGUAAUCAGAUAAGAAAGAAAAAUGGAAAAAGUAGGCUAAAAGCUGAGCUAGUUUUCAGAUUCUCUCAUUGAAAUCCAGCGUUUACCUCAAUGAAGUUUCGGAUGUGUGCUCCGUUUAGUCGAAGAAAUUUUAGCAAAACAUAGGAAAGUAACGUGAAUGUGAUAAAACUAACUUUAAAAUCAGCUUUUUUUGUCAGUGUCUUUGAGGAUAGAAGUUUCAAAAAUGUCCUAAUUUCAAACAAAUCUAUCUGUUAAAAUUUGGUUUUGCUAAAAGAGGCCUUAUUUUUGCAAAGGACCUUCAAACUCGCAGGAGGACAACUGUCCCACGGUUUUCAACAAUGGCCUUCCCACACAUCAUCCUCGUCCCGCUCCUGCUCUACGUUCUCUUCCAAUCAGAGCCCGCCAAAUCCUGUAUCGAAAUCCGCGAUUCUUCGAUGAUGACCUACAAGACCAACCGCCAAGCCUACAUCGUCGAAACCGAGAUCGUCGUUCCGCUCGUCCUGGACCUGGUCCAAGAAUACGUCAUCUGCGGGAAAAGAUACAAGAGUAACACGCUCGCCACCCUAUUCAAAAACGCCACCGAACCGCGUUCUCGAAGUAAACGGUUGGCACCCCUGAUACCCGUCGCCAUGGCGGUCGGAGCCGGGCUGGUGACGGCGGCUUGGGCCGGGUACUCCUACGCCUCCAUCAACGGGAAAAUCGACGAGCUGAGGGAGGGCCUGAAGCAGGAGACGAACUACUUGAAGCAGGUUUUUGCGGAGGAUCAGGAGAAAAAUGCGCAGGCGUUUUUGGCUGUGAGGAGGGAGUUUGCGCAGUUGGCCGCCGUGUCUAGGGAGACGACCUGUAAUGUUCAGACUAAUUUCUCAAUGCUUGUUUAUGAGCACUACUUCUAUCAGGAAUUUGAUGAUAUAAUUAGCUCUCUCCGGGACGAACGACUGACGAGCAGUAUCAUCCCGCCGAAUCAGAUGCUUGCAUUGGUUAGAUCACUGCCAAUUUUGCAGGACACAAUUUACGUCGAAAGCCCGUACAUGCUCUAUUUCACCGGAAAAAUCACUUUCAACCUCGCCGAAAUGUCCGGCGACAUCCUGCGCGGCGUGCUGAUCCUCCCGAUAAUCAAAAACCGCCGCAACAUCCAUUUCACGGUGGCGAUCCGAGAAAUCCACUCGCAGCUGACCGUUUUCAAGCCGGUCUACAUCACCGACCCGGGCCAAAAGUCCGUCGACCAAUGCCACCACGAGCUGGACACCUACUUCUGCUCGGAGGCGGACCUGGAGCCGAUCCAAAUGACGCGAUUGGACGCACCGAUCCUCUACGCCGACGGCAUGGUCCUGCUGAACACAGGCACUCGCGCCGAAAUCAAAGACAAGAAAAACAACGACACGUUGAAAACCGUGAUAGGACCGGCUAUUUGCACUACCGAGGAAACGUCCACCGUAAUCUACGGGAACCGGGUUUUGUACACGAAAACGAGCGCGUUCCACGUGAAGCACGAAACCGUUGAGUUUGACGUUGACCCUUUCCCGAUCACGCUGGAGCUGCCCGCGUAUACGCCAUUACGGUUUGACCGUGAAAUGGCGAUCGAGCCGGCGUCUUUCAGGUGGCAGGGUAGUUACACUAUCAUCCUGGGGAUCACGAUUGUUGUCAUUCUGUUCUUUCUAUACUGGGGUAUUAAAGCCCGAAAUGUUGCGGUUGAGAAGGUGCAGUCGCAGCCUUUGCAGGAAAUUCUGGUGUUAACGAAGGACAGUCGGCCUGGAAAGAAAGGAGCUUUGAACGAAUAAUCAUCCAAAACAAAAAAUUGAAGAAAUUGAUGUUGAUUAAUAAACUUUUGUUUUCGUAAAAAUAAACAUUUUUGACUA
Bemisia tabaci is the source of this 2337-nucleotide messenger RNA. RefSeq lists its product as uncharacterized. The record is from RefSeq and is a predicted model, not a curated record. NCBI's taxonomy places the organism in Eukaryota, Metazoa, Arthropoda, Insecta, Hemiptera, Aleyrodidae.